AGAAGAGUUUGCAGAUACAGAAUAUAGACUCAGCACGCAUUUACCGUGUAGGGUUAAAGUGAAGAAUGUCAAUGUGACUAAGUUUGAUCUUAAUUUAAUCUCCUUCUAUAAUUUCUUAUAUGGUUAAAAGUGGGCAGUAAGUUAUUCUGCGUGAGCCUCAGUGUUUUAAACUGAAACUAGAGAGCUACUGAAAAAAACAAUAUCCAAUUUUGCAACUUCAUUGUUUACUUUCCCGCUAUAACCACCAAAACUCCCCCAAGACCUACAGUAUUCAUUUGUUAGUGCAGACAGAGCAAGUCUAGAUUGUUAGGAUAAACUUUAGAUGGUGCAAUUUGUACAGACAAUUGCACUGUUAUGAGUUUUGAGCAAGCUCUUGAGCUCAGUGAAAAUCCUUUCCAUUGUGAAUAAAAAGUCAGCCAUGCUGAUUAUUUGCAAACAGUAUAAACCACAUUUAAAAUGUAGAGUGAUGAGAUGAAGCAUCGUGGAAGAAUCGUGGCAGAGAGGUAGAAGAUUGUUGAUCAUUAACUACAACAUGAAUCUACGGCACCAUUACAGGCUUUCAGUGCCACCGGGCUUUGAGUCUCUGGCUGCCAACUGAUACAAAAGUGUGUAUAAACGUAAUAGUUGGUGUUUGUUUGGUUGCAGGUGUGUCCAGGGAGCUGGUGACUGGCACUGUGGUGGCAACUGAAGCGCUCAGGACUGCACGUUAAUUGGCUGCGAACAAGACAAACAUGGAGGGCAGACAGCACUUCCGCCACACCACCAUCUGUUCAUCAGACUCUAUAGAGGAAAGUGUCACAGCAGAGCACAUGGGCAGGGUGUGCAGGAAAUAAGUCACGGAAGACAACCUACAACUACAUCUAAAAUAGGAAGAGAUCACUGAGCCUGUCGCUGUGCAAGGUUAGUCUUGUACUUCCUCCUUUGUACCUAUUAACACAUUACCGAAACGUUGCACUAUUGAGAUAACUGAUCACUUCUUUUGUAUUGAAGAUGCAAGAUACUCUGCUGCGUGUAUUUGUGGUGGCUCUGAGUCUCCUAACAUAUCCGAGGGAUGACUCCGGGGUUAAGGAAUGGGAUGAUAUCACCACAGUAGGCGUGCAAAAGUCUGAAGAGAGUCUGCUGAGAGGAGAGAAACUGAACCACGAAAUGGCACCUGUCAGUGAGGAAAUGACUCAAGUCCAUACUGACAAGGGAGGGUUUGUAGAUGAUGUAAAAAACCAUCCCAUGGAACAAAAUCAGUCUGAUCCACUUGUUACUGAAAAGGAUAAAAUGCCAGUCAUAGAAGAUGUGACUGUCACCAAACACGAUUCAGAGGAAGGAAGUGCUGAUCACAAAUUACCAGAAGGAGAAAAUGUUAUAACAAAUUUGGAGUCAAGUACACCACAAAACUCCAAAAGUGAACCUGAGAAGGCCCCUGAAAAGCAAAAGGGAGAAGACAUCCAGACUGAUGGCCCUUUUAAAUACCCAAGAAGUCCACAAGGACAACAAGAAAAUCCUGAGGAGAAGGAAGGGCCCAGUUCCAAAAAACAAGAAUCAUCUCAGUCGCACCUUCAAACCAAGACAUCAGAAAAUGAAACUUCAGGGAAGGCCAUUGUUGACUGGGAGAAGGAUUACCUUUGGUAUAUAUGGAACGCGUUCUCUAUCAUUUCCAUGAUCCGCUGGUUGAGGAAAUACCUGGGGAGACAUUCCCAAAUUGAACAAGAAGAUAUUAGGGCCUUCCCAGUGACCUGCACUGCAGACAAAGUGCCUUUACCGGACAGCGACACUCUGCAGCAAUUUCAUUCGAAAUAUAUCAAAGUCACGUCCGAUAAGAAGUGGAGAGAUUUUUUGGAGGGGUUUGCAAAUGAUCUACUGGCUGCCAUGAGGACUGUCUGUGAUAGUAAUGGCGGGAUGGUGAUUGAGGACUUUCAGAUGGUGGAUAUGUAUAAUAUCAUCGUCCCCUUUACCCCACCUGAUCCGUAUAGUUUUCAGUAUCUGCUGUGGAACAAUCAGGCGAGUGACCUGCUGCCAGAUAUGCAAGUCUGUGGUCAAGUAAAACUGGUGGAAAAUAAGAAAAUCCAAAAUAGCUGCCCUUGUCAGUCUCCUGAUGCAGAUGAUAUGGUUUGCCUGCUGCAUUGUGACACUGAGAAAGUGAAGACAAAAAUGACUGAUGUUUGUGAUGGCAUUCUUUGCAUGAAGAACUCCCCAUUCCUGUCACAAUCACAGGUUACCAGAUGGUUUCAGAGCACUAUCAAACAAGCAUGGGCACAGAUUUCACACAAGUAUGAGUUUGAGCUGAACAUUUGCUACAUUUAUGCUCCAGGUGCUCUAUUAAUUCGAUUCAAAUCAGGGAAGAAGAUUAGCUUCAGUAUGAAUCCUGUGGUUAAAUUAAACACCGAUGCUCAUUUCUUUGUUACUCCUUGCUUUCCAGACAACUUUGAUACUUUCUGGAGUCUCUCCCUUACCAACUAUGAAGAUCAACUCUUAGGCCACAUUGCUAAACGCCUGCCUGAAAACUCAUGCCACAGUCAAACGCUUGAAAUUGCACUUUUCCUACACAAGAGACAGACUGCACUAUCAGGAAGUAGUGCACUCAAGGAUUUUCAUUUUAAAACUGCACUAAUGCAUCUGCUUUUGACCAAAGACCCUUCAGAGUGGAAACCCAAAUAUGUGGCUUGUAGGUUACAAGAUUUGCUGGUCUUCAUGGAGAAGAGCCUUGAGACAAGGCUGCUGAACCACAUUCUUAUUGGGAACCCUUUAAUGCAGAAGCUCAUUGAACUCCCUGCUGAGUUUACUCAAGCAAAGACUGUGAAUCUCUUCCAUCCCCUUGUGGUACACAACUGCAUCUACAGAAAUGCUGCACUGCAUUUCCAGGAAGUGCUUAGAAACGCACACAUGCUGAUACAUGAUUAUGUUGAUCAGUGUAAUUCUGUAUCACUCAUACAAAUUCAGUUUUGAAAACUUGAGGUACAAAUUUAUAUUACAGCAAUAAAUGAGUCAUGUUUAUUCAAGCUGGAAGAGUACAAAAAAA
Larimichthys crocea (large yellow croaker) is the source of this 3010-nucleotide messenger RNA. RefSeq names its product inositol 1,4,5-trisphosphate receptor-interacting protein. The transcript is spliced from 3 exons. The coding region runs from base 991 to 2937 and encodes 648 amino acids. NCBI's taxonomy places the organism in Eukaryota, Metazoa, Chordata, Actinopteri, Sciaenidae. The record is from RefSeq and is a predicted model, not a curated record. Gene Ontology annotation, cellular component: membrane.